UGGUUUCAGCUGUUUAUUAUCCGCUCAGCGUCUGGAUGGUUGUUCUUGAUGGAAGUCAGGCUGCAGACCCAAACUUUGUUUUUGCUGAGUGUUCUUCUGAAACUUUGCCGCUGGAGUUGAGCGAUGUUGCGCCAUAAACUUUAUCACAUUUUGUUCUGUAGACUUUAUUGUGUUUUUAGUCUCUUGAUUCUAUGAAAGCUGAGAUGUGAAGCGGUCAUAAGAAACCACAACCUGGAUUUAUUAGCUUAAUUCUCUUUAACUGCCUGGAUCCUCAGCCGCCCUGCUGGAUGGACGGGUGACCAUCCAGCAGGGCGGUGCUCCAUGCCCCGCCCUCCUGCUUCCUGUUUUCCUCAUCAUCUUCCCUCUUCUUCAGCUGUGCUCACACUGAACGCUGGACCGUCACAACAGGAGUGAACGUGGUCAAGCGAGUGGAGGGUGCUGAUAAGAAGGACUGUCACAGAGGAAGACAAACGCUGUAGAGAAGCUGAGCAAACCGCUGAAGAGAUAAAGAUGGGGCUUCACCAUGAACACGGGGCCUCCAUGGAGGAGCCAGAACGCUGCGACCUGCAGACAGCAGUCCAGUCACCUGCUAAUCACGCCACCUCAACCGCUUCUCCCAUCAAUGCUCGACUCAGCAGGCGCCCUGCGAGCGAGGCCCACGGUGACAUGAUGUUUAUGGUCGGUGGGUGGAUGCAGUCCGACCCGUCCUUUCUGGUUGAGCGGUUUUGUCCUGACGUUAACGAAUGGAGAUCGACUGCACACGUGUUCAACAAUCGAGCAGGUGUAGCUGUCGCUGCACUGGAGGGCAGGAUCUACACUGCAGGUGGAGAAAACAACGCCCAGCGAUACAGCAGUGUGGAGAGCAGUCAACGGUUGGAUACAGCGGCUCCGCCCCAACCGUUCCAUUCCACUUUUCUAUGGAUCUACAAUGGAUUAGGGGGCCGGAUCCGGCCCUCCAGGUACAGCCCAGACUCAGACUGCUGGAGUACCGAUGUAGCACCCUUGAGCAGCCCCCGCAGUGGAGUGUGUCUGGUGGCGAUGGACGGGUACCUGUACGCCGCUGGAGGACAUGAUGGCUUUACCGCCGUGAAUAUUGUGGAGAGGUAUGAUCCACACACUAACGAAUGGAGCAAGCAGCCUCCAAUGUUGACCAGGAGAAGCAGAGCGGCUGCUGCUGUGCUGCAGGGCCACCUGUAUGUGAUUGGAGGAAAUGAUGGUGAAAACGCUCUGAGCUCAGUGGAGCGCUACGACCCUUUAGAAGGUACCUGGUCGGUCUGCUCCCACAUGCUGAGCCCCAGGGAGAGCGCCGGCUGCGCCGCGUACAUGGGACACAUUUACGUUGCUGGGGGCAAAGACGAGCUCAACCUGAAGCUCUGCUCUGCAGAGAGGUUUGAUCCUUGUGAGAUGAGGUGGAGCUCUGUGAAAUGCAUGAGGAGCAAGAGAGAGAGUGUGUCUCUCGCAGUAUUUAAUGGCGUGUUGUUGGCUAUUGGAGGACAUGAUGGAGAUUCUGAUCUGAAAUCGAUAGAUAUUUAUGACCAUGAAACCAACUCAUGGAGAUACUUUGGGAGCCUGAAGAGCAAGCAUCCAGGCGGGAGAGUGGCUGUGCUGAGACUCAACACAACACUAAUAUGAAUAAGCAUAGAUAAUAACAUGAAAAAGUGUCUAAUGGACGCAGGUUUCAGCGGUGAUGCAGAAGCUGCACAGAGGCUGAAGAGUUCUCCCUAAAAUUAUACACAGCUGCAUUAGUCACAGAUGACGGCUAAUUCUGCUGAAUGACUCCAAGCGCUAAAUCAAAGCUCAUUAAAGGUGACUAACUUUAAAUUAAAAGUGUAUUUUUUAACCUCAUGAGGGCAAAAACAUGGACUUAAAAUGGAGUGACUGUGUCUGAGGAUGAUAGACUUAAAAAAAACAACUUGAAAUUAUUAAAAUAUGUUGAGAAAAAUACUUGUCUUUUAUUUAGACUUUAUAUUUUAGACCACGUGUGUCAAAGUCGAGGCCCGGGGGCCGGAUCCGGCCCUCCAUGUAAUUCUAUGCAGCCCUUCAAAUAAUUUAAUU
Molecule: messenger RNA, 2055 nt
Organism: Oryzias melastigma (Indian medaka)
Lineage: Eukaryota; Metazoa; Chordata; Actinopteri; Beloniformes; Adrianichthyidae
Product: kelch-like protein diablo
Exons: 10
Coding region: 511-1632 (373 amino acids)
Molecular function (GO): protein binding
Source: RefSeq, a predicted model, not a curated record